AUGAGCUUGCAGCCAAGAGGGGAGCCUCCCCUCCCGGCCUGGGCGCAGUGCCUGCCGGAUGCAGAGGCUGCGGUGGCCACUUGGAAGCAGCUGAAGGGCGCCUGGGAGCCGGUGGAGGCCUCGCUUCACGCCAUGUCUGGUAGGAGCCGGCCAGGGGCCGAGUCAACCGAGAAGCAGCAGCGGGAGGCGCUGCUGAAGGUUCAUCAGAGGCUGGUGGAGCUGGUACAGGACCGCGGGACGGCCUACGGCUCUGCCUUCGAGGCUUAUUGUCUGCACGCCGGCGGCAGGCUGGAGCAGGAGCGGGGCGGCGAGGCGGCGCUGGUGGCGCUGCUGGGGGCAGUGGUGUUUGCCAUAGACGCGCAGCAGGAGCCCGGCGCGCCGGCGGCGCUCCGCAGCAUGCUCGCGCCGGCCGCCUCGGUGGCAGCCGCCGUGCUGGCGCACGCCCAGCAGCAGAAGCCGGCGCGGGUGGCGCUGUCGGGCCUGAUGGCGGCGCUGGCGGCGCUGCUGCUGGACUGCAGCAGGCACGACCUGGCCUCCUUCACCGCUGACCUGUCCACCGCCGAGGCGGCGCUGCGCUGCGCGGUGGCGGCCGGCGGCGUGGCCGCCGCGCGCGGCAGCUCGCCGCAGCGCGCCGCGCUCUGGGGCGACCUGCUGCCCGCGGCCUUCAAGGCCAUCCGGAAGCUGGACGACAUGGACGAGCACGCGCUGCUGGAGGGAGAGCGCUGGCAGUUUGUUCGGGCGUGCGGCGCGCUGCUGGGCCUGGCCCUGUCGGCCACCGAGAACUUGCGGCUGGAUGUCAGCCUCAGCGACGCCCUGGCGCCGCUGGAUCGACAGGAAGUGGCCCAAGGCGCCGUUACGCUGGCGCACCAGCUGGGAUGCUGCUACCGCGAGCGCCUCGCCAAGGAGCCGCCCCCAGAUGAGGAGACGCAGGCGAAGCUCGCAGAGGUACUGGGCUGGCUGUCCAAGUCGCUGCAGCUGCUCAGCCUGCUGCUGCAGCACGGCGGGCAGAUGGAGGCGUUUCUGGAUGAUGGGGGGGUGAUGUCGCUCUGCCUCCACCUGGCCAAGUACCCAGCCAUCCACGCGCAGCUGCCGCCCAGCCACGCCGCGCACGCUGUGGACUGCCAGGUCGUGGAGCUGCUCACCUACGCCCUCAACAACAGCAAGCGCGCUCGCGAGCUGCUGGGGGAGGGCGACCAGGGCAGCGGCGGCAGCGGCAUCAAGAUCCUGCUGGCCGCGCUGGCGGCGGCGCCGGGCCUGCAGACGCUGCUGGCUGACGCGGUGGUGCACAGGCGCGUCCAGCUGGCGCGCUGGACCUUCAAGCGCUCGCUGCUCAAGUGCCUGGAGGCUGCGGUGUUGACCACCUCGGACCACCGCAAGGAGAUUCUGGCCAACGACGGCGUGGGCGUGAUUGUGCGCAGCUGCCGCUGGCGCCCGCACGACGCAGCCUUCAAGCCCAAGCAGGAGGCCCAGCUGGUGCGCGCCAACCCCGCCUUUGUGCGCGGCAUCGCCGGCAACGCCUUCUCCUGCCUCUGCAUCGCCUCGCAGAACCUGGACGACGACAAGAGCUACUGGAACCAGGUGGCCUCCAAGCUGGCAGAGGCCACGUCAGCAGACGAGCUCAUGUCCUUUCACAAGUGGAUGCCGGCGGGGCAGGACGACGCGCAGGCGCUGCUGAACGCAGACAAGCUGAGCUGCUCCUGGGGGCUGCACACCGCGCUGUGGCGCCUGCUGCACCCGUUGACGUACAACAACAAGGAGCAGCGCGCGGUGUUUGCCGCCAACGAGGGGUACAUACGCGUGGCGGCCGCCGCGCUGGCGCUGCCAAACUCGGACGAGGCGUUGACCAAGGGCCGCGUGUGCGCCUUCAAGCCCACCGUGAUGUACAUCCUGUACAAUGCGGCCAUAAUCGACGACGCGUGCCGCAAGCAGCAGCUGGGCCUGGGCGUGCACGUGCGGGCGCUGGAGCUGCUGUGCCAGAGCUUCCAGAUGGCGGGGGAGCAGGACCGUCGCAUCCUCAAGGCCGCUGCCACGUCGAAGCGGGGCAAGGCGGCGGGCGGCGCGGCCGCGGCGGCCGUCACGGGCGCCAAGGAUGCCAAGACCUUCCAGGCGGGGGUGGGCGGCCAGGCGGACGCCGCCUCGCUGCUGCUGGAGGGGCUGCUGCUCAAGACGGACGCCGAGACGCGGUCUCUGUGCCGCGAGCUGAUGCAGCAGGGCAAGCUGGCGGCUGUGCAGAAGGCGCUGAACAACCGCAUCGGCAGCAGCUACUCGGAGAGCACCCUGCAGACCGCCGAGCGCAGCUUCCUCAAGGUGCUGCGCCACGCGGAGCAGGCGGUGUCGGAGCAGCGGCAGCAGCAGCAGCAGGCGGCAGCGGCCGAGGCGGAGCGGCUCGCCGCGGAGCUGCUGGCCGCGGAGGAGGCGGCGGCGGCCAAGCGCGCCGCCCGCGCCGCCAAGCAGCAUCAGCGCCACCGGCGGCUCCACCUCCUCCGGCGCCGCCGCGGGCGGCCCCUCCCCGCCCCCGCCAGCAGCGGCAGCAGCAGCGGCGGCGAGGAGGAGCCGCCGGCGGCGGCGCCGGAAGAGGCGCAGCCGAGCGGGGCUGCCGCCGCCAGCAAUGGCGCUGGGAGCGAGGAGGGCGGCGGCGGGGAGGGCGAGGCUGCUGCCAGCCGCAGCGGCAGCGGCAGCCCGCGCGGCGGCGGCGGCGGCGCCGACGACGAGCCGGCCGCGGCCGCCGCCCCGGCUGGGCCUGCGUCCGACGUGGAGCAGCAGCAGCAGCAGCAGCAGCGCGACAGGAAGGCGGCGGCGGCCGGCAAGGAGAGCCAGCAGCAGCAGGGCUACCAGAAGCUUCUCGAGGAGUGGGAGGCGGCAGAGGCGGCGGCGGCGGCCGAGGCGGCCGCCGCCGUGGCCGCCAAGAAGCGCAGCAAGAAGCAGCAGCAGCGGGAGAAGGCCAAGGAGAAGAAGCAGGCCAAGGCGGGGGCAGGCAGCUCCGCAGCCUCCACACCCGUCACCUCUCCCAAGGCUGCGGCCGCCAGGCCCGCCACCACCGCCGCCGCAGCCGCCGCCGGCGGCGGGCCCAAGCGCCAGCCGUCACUGGGGGAGCCUGUGCAGCCACAGAUGUACCAGCAGCACCAGCACCAGCACCAGCAGCAGGCGCCGCCGCACACGCCGCCCCGCGUUCUGCGUGCGGCCUCCGCGCCUGCGCUGCCGGCAAUGGUGGGCGUGGCGGCCUCGGCCCCCGCCUCCACCGCCGCCUCGGCGGCGGCGCAGCAGCAGGCGCAGCAGGCGGGCGGCGCCGCGGCGGCGGCGGCGCAGUCCCAGCAGGCCCACCUGCCGCCCCUGUACCUGCACCAGCACCAGCACCAGCACCAGCAGCAAGCACACCUGCUGGCCUCCCUCAACCCAUCAGCCCUGGAGGCAGCGAUCCUGAGCAAGGCGCGCGCGCCGGCCACGCCCGGCGGCGGCGCCGCCGCCGCCGGCGAGGAGGACGGGCUGGGCCUGCUGCCCUUUGCCGUGGCGGAGGCGGCUCUGUUUGACGACUCCCCCGCGGCAGCCCACGCGCUGCCGCUGGCGGUGGCCGGCUUUGUGCUGGGAGAUGCGGACUUUGGCGGCGGCAGCGGAGGAGGAGGAGGCGGCGGCGGCGGCGUGCCGGGGCUGCGCGACAGCCAGGGCUCGGACUUUUCGGACGUGUUGGGCCAGCUGCUGCCGGGAGGCUCUCCCCUGAAGCCGCAGGGCCCUAAGGUGCCUGGGCAGGAGGGCGGGCCGCCGCUGCUCAACGGCACUGCGCACCCCCGCCAGCCCAGCGGCGGCGGCGAGCCGGGCCUGUUUGGCCCCGCGCCGGGGCCGCUGUCGCAGCAGCAGCAGCAGCAACAGCUGUCGUUCGCGGCGGCCGCCGCCUGGGGGCCGCACAGCGCGCACAGCAGCCUCGACAGCGAUGGCGCAGCCUACGACCGCACCACCGCAGACGGCUGGCUGAAGGGGCGGCAGCUGGUGUGA
Chlorella variabilis is the source of this 3987-nucleotide messenger RNA. RefSeq names its product expressed protein. Gene Ontology annotation, biological process: mitotic spindle organization; regulation of cytokinesis. Gene Ontology annotation, molecular function: protein kinase activity. The transcript is spliced from 21 exons. Gene Ontology annotation, cellular component: chromosome passenger complex; spindle pole centrosome; spindle microtubule. Bases 1 to 3987 code for a protein of 1328 amino acids. Lineage: Eukaryota; Viridiplantae; Chlorophyta; Trebouxiophyceae; Chlorellales; Chlorellaceae. The record is from RefSeq and is a predicted model, not a curated record.